CCGGCGACAAUUUCUUUCAACAUGGCCAAUUUUGCUAAGAUCUUCGCCUCCCGCGCCCAGAACGUGCUCCAGACUGCCGGCAGACAGCCACAGGUGGCCGCCAGAUUCAGCCGCAGCGUUUCCUCGGGUAGUAACUGGGAGUUCAUUAAGACCGAUGUGACGGGGGAGAAGAAAAAUGUGGCCGUGAUCACACUGAAUCGUCCCAAGGCACUGAAUGCCCUCUGCAACGGCCUCAUGAAGGAAAUCUCCACCGCUCUGCAGCAGUUUUCCAAGGACAAGAGCAUCGCCGCCAUUGUGCUGACUGGCAGUGAGAAGGCUUUCGCCGCCGGCGCUGACAUCAAGGAGAUGGUGGGAAACACCUACUCGCAGUGCAUUCAAGGAAACUUCCUCAAUGACUGGGUUGAGGUGGCACGCACCCAGAAGCCCAUCAUUGCUGCUGUGAAUGGCUAUGCCCUAGGUGGCGGCUGUGAGCUAGCCAUGAUGUGUGACAUCAUCUAUGCUGGCGACAAGGCCAAGUUUGGCCAGCCUGAGAUCGCUCUAGGCACGAUUCCCGGAGCUGGCGGCACCCAACGCCUCACCCGCGUCGUGGGCAAGUCCAAGGCCAUGGAGAUGUGCCUCACUGGCAACAUGAUCAGUGCCCAGGAGGCCGAGAAGCUGGGUCUGGCCAGCAAGGUCGUUCCAGCUGAUCAGCUGCUCGCCGAGGCCAUCAAACUUGCUGAGAAAAUUGGCACCCACUCGAGCCUGAUUGUUCAGCUGUGCAAGGAGUCGGUGAACACGGCCUACGAGACCACACUCCAGGAGGGUCUGAAGUUCGAGCGUCGCACCUUCCACGCCACGUUCUCCACGGCCGAUCGUAAGGAGGGCAUGACCGCCUUUGCAGAGAAGCGCCCAGCCAACUUCACCAACGAAUAAACUCAACUGUUUCUGAAAUCGGAAAUCUUCCCAGCCAGCAUUGCAUUUAUAUCUCUUGUAUGUUAUUUGUACGCAUAUAAAAACGUUUUAAUUUGUA
Molecule: messenger RNA, 1009 nt
Organism: Drosophila persimilis
Lineage: Eukaryota; Metazoa; Arthropoda; Insecta; Diptera; Drosophilidae
Gene: Echs1
Product: probable enoyl-CoA hydratase, mitochondrial
Exons: 3
Coding region: 22-912 (296 amino acids)
Biological process (GO): fatty acid beta-oxidation
Cellular component (GO): mitochondrion
Molecular function (GO): enoyl-CoA hydratase activity
Source: RefSeq, a predicted model, not a curated record